UCUUCUUCUUCUUCUUCUUCUUCAACUAUUUCAUUUUUUUCUGCUCUUCCUGCUUGUUUCACGCCAUCACUGCACUUCUGGAUCUGCUUCUAUAGUGGCAUAUUGGCAAGUUUAGGCAUCUAUAUAAACAUCCUUUGAAGAUUGUAUCCAUUUAUUAGGAUCAUGGUUCAUUAAAGAAGAUGAAUUCUGGAAGUUGAGGAGUUAUCUUCUGACAAGAAUUUUGGGAAAACUUAUUGGGUUGUGUUGGGGUUCUGAUCCAAUAGAAGGGUGAGAGUAAUAAUGGGUCGGUUAUGUGAUUUCUGUGGGGAGCAACGAUCAAUUGUAUACUGCCGGCCCGAUGCUGCUUGCUUAUGUUUGUCCUGUGACCGAAAUGUCCAUUCGGCAAAUGCCCUUUCUAAACGCCAUUCAAGGACCCUUCUAUGUGAAAAAUGCUAUUCUCAACCUGCCAUAGUUAGGUGUCUGGAAGAGAACAUAUCACUUUGUCAAAAUUGCGAUUGGAAUGGGCACGGCAGCUCCACCUUGGGUUCAGCACAUAAGAGGCAGACAAUCGACUGUUAUUCUGGGUGCCCUUCUGCAGCAGAAACUUCUAAGAUCUGGUCAUUUGUUCGGGACUCUCCAUCAAUGGAUGAUUCUAACUGCGAACAGGGAUUGGGUUUAAUGAGCAUCGACGAGAACAAUUCCAGUAAUUAUUGGGGGCCUACUGAAAAUAACGGCACGAGUGAUCUUGCUGUUGCAAGCGGAAUGGAAGAUGCGGAAAAUGUUGAUAAGUUUUCUAUGUGGAUGGGAUCUUCUUCAGUGCCUGCACCGAACCCCAUGCCAUGCGUUGUAGAUCAGCCAUCUGGAUCUGUGGAUCCAACCACUGCCAAGUUAUGCUGUCCUGGAACAAAAGUCCUUCAAGACUAUGAAGAUAGUGAUCUUUAUGAAGAUCUCAAUGUAGAUGACUUCGAUUUGAACUUUGAGAACUAUGAAGAACUCUUUGGUAUGUCACAAAAUAAUCAAGAAAAGCUUUUUGAAAAUGGUGGGAUUGAUAGCUUGUUUGGAACAAAGGAUAUAUGUGCUGCGGAUUCCAACAUUCAGGGCGAAUUUAUGACUGAGGGGUCUUUGUCUGGACAGGUCAAAGCGAUGCAGCCAGCAUGUAGCAAUCCAGAGUCUGCUGAUUCCAUGAUGAGCUGUAAAACCGAACCAAACCUCUGUUUUGCAGCUAGGCAAGCCCAUUCAAGUGUCUCACUUUCAUUUUCUGGAUUGACUGGAGAAAGUAAUGGUGGAGAUUACCAAGACUGCGGUGCUUCAUCAAUGAUAUUAAUGGGUGAACCUCCAUGGUUAACUCCCUGUCCUGAGAAUUCAUUAUCAUCAGUUAGCAGGGACAGUGCUGUCUUGCGUUAUAAGGCCAAGAAGAAGGCUAGGAGGUUCGAGAAGAAGAUCAGGUAUGCCUCUCGCAAGGCCAGGGCUGAUGUAAGAAGGCGUGUGAAGGGCCGGUUUAUUAAGGCAGGCGAUGCUUAUGACUAUGACCCACUGUGCCAAACCAGAAGCUGCUGAGAGUAAAGUUUUAAACUUUACUUCUAAGAAAAAACAGGCUGGCUUAAGAUCAACUUUUAAAAUUUCCUUGAUUUUAUUUGAAAGACUUGAUUUGUUCUCUGCUUCUGUUUGCAAUGACAAAUUAUACCCUUGUUUCACAGGGGCACAGUGUCGUCGUCACCUGUAAAAUAAUAUCAAGAGAAGGAACAA
This is a messenger RNA of Telopea speciosissima, 1725 nucleotides long. Its product is annotated as zinc finger protein CONSTANS-LIKE 9-like. The transcript is spliced from 5 exons. Gene Ontology annotation, molecular function: zinc ion binding; protein binding. Lineage: Eukaryota; Viridiplantae; Streptophyta; Magnoliopsida; Proteales; Proteaceae. The coding region runs from base 280 to 1536 and encodes 418 amino acids. The record is from RefSeq and is a predicted model, not a curated record.